Messenger RNA from Camelus dromedarius (Arabian camel), 1043 nucleotides. RefSeq names its product phosducin like 2 (gene PDCL2). Gene Ontology annotation, cellular component: cytoplasm. The transcript has 5 exons. Gene Ontology annotation, biological process: angiogenesis; protein folding; positive regulation of gene expression. Gene Ontology annotation, molecular function: protein folding chaperone; vascular endothelial growth factor receptor 2 binding. Lineage: Eukaryota; Metazoa; Chordata; Mammalia; Artiodactyla; Camelidae. The coding region runs from base 85 to 717 and encodes 210 amino acids. The record is from RefSeq and is a predicted model, not a curated record.
AAUGAAGAUACAGAGUGGAAUGAAAUUUUAAGAGAUUUUGGCAUUCUUCCUCCAAAAGAAGAGCCAAAAGAUGAAAUUGAAGAAAUGGUUUUACAUUUGCAGAAGGAAGCAAUGGUUAAACCAUAUGAAAAGAUGACUCUUGCACAGUUGAAGGAAGCAGAAGAUGAAUUUGAUGAUGAAGAUUUGAAAGCCAUUGAAAUAUAUAGAGAAAAGCGGUUACAGGAAUGGAAAGCUCUUAAGAAAAAACAAAAAUUUGGGGAAUUAAGAGAAAUUUCUGGAAAUCAGUAUGUGAAUGAAGUCACAAAUGCAGAAAAAGAUGUGUGGGUUAUAAUUCAUCUAUACAGAUCAAGUAUCCCAAUGUGUUUGUUGGUUAACCAGCAUCUUAGUCUUCUAGCAAGAAAGUUUCCUGAAACUAAAUUUCUUAAAGCCAUCGUGAACAGCUGUAUUCAACACUACCAUGACAAUUGUUUACCAACAAUUUUUGUUUAUAAAAAUGGUCAGAUAGAAGGCAAAUUCAUUGGAAUUAUAGAAUGUGGAGGGCUAAAUCUCAAGCUAGAAGAACUUGAAUGGAAGCUAGGAGAAGUUGGAGCAAUACAGACUGAUUUGGAAGAAAAUCCCAAAAAAGGCACUGUGGAUGUGAUGGUAUCUUCAAUUAGAAACACUUCUAUUUAUGACGACACUAGUAGUUCAAACAGUGAUAAUGAUGAUACCAAGUAGAAAUACUUAAUAAAUAGCUUUAAGGUGUUAGUAUAUGGAAUACUUUAUUUGUCACUGCCUUUAUAGUCAGAGAUGAGAAAAUUUAUACAUAGAUCUAUUUUAUUUCGUUUUUAUAUUAGAAUUAUAGCUUAUAUGUCAUUAUAAAAACUUACAGCUGUUUCUGAAUAUUCAUUGCCUCCGACAAAACCGGAAUUUGUACUGAACUCCCUUAAGUUUUUCUGUAGUUUAUCCUUUUUCUGAUCCUUGUUGGACAAAAACGAACAUAUUCCAAGUCCUCUGUGUGGCCUGCUCACUUCCAAAGAGGCCUAUGAAUGAAAAUGAUGAAA